CGAGGAGCAUGUACAGUAGCAAAUGGUCCUGAAAAAACAACUUGCCAGUGCACAUACGACAGUCUUCAACGACUCUGGCAAGCGACUUAAUUGAAGUUGGCCCCUAAGAGACUUUACAAGUGAACCAAAGUUUGCUAGACUUUAGCCCAAGAGUAUCAUUCUCCUCACACUCUACUUUUCUCGUUUGUAAUUAGGUGCUCAUUCUGCCAUAUAAACAGCGUUAACUCAUCAUCAAAGUUGAUAAAAUCAAAAUUUAAGUGAUAGUCAGGUUACUAGGAUACCUGAUGAGUUGAUAAAUACUAAUGGAUCACACUCAUGUUGUCAGACAGCUAAGCUAGUGUCCCUGAUUUCUAAUAUCUAUAUAUGGAAGGCGAAUCAAGGUAUGUAUCAGCAGUUAGGCGUUCAGUUUCUUCAUCCUUCAGAAUCAAAAUUCAAGUGAAGAUUAUGUUUUCUGAUUCUGUAAGAUUCCCACAGCGUCUGUCAUAUAAAAUGUUUGAUGUGUUGUUGAGACAAGUAAAGAGGCUUCUUGUUGAAUAUCCUGAUUGGCUUUCGAUAGAAAGAUGUCAAAUUGAUUUUUAUCAUAAACAGCUUUCUUUUUUGUCUAGAAAUUUCGAACGACGCUUAGUCACAUAUAGAGUAUAUUCUGAAAUUGAAGAGGAAGCGUUGAGGCUUCUUGCUAGUGAGAUACUCACUUCUGAGCAUGAGAGGGGCGUUGAUCCUCCUGAUCUUACGUGUAUUGGAGAACAAUUAGCUUCUCAAGUGGCUAGGAUUCACAAAGCUUUCUUUCAUGAAUUCAAAGACUUUCAUUGUUAUUUUUAUUUUCACAAAAAGAAAUUUGAAGAAUGUGAUGGGGAAGCUUUGGUUGGAUUCCAAGAGGAGGUUACUAAUUUACUCCAUCAACUUGCGUCUAUCACAAAGAAGCAGCUUCAAGUGAUAUCGAUUGUAGGGAUGGCUGGACUUGGUAAGACCACGUUAGCCACAAGGCUCUAUAAUGAUCCUUAUGUUGUAUCUUACUUUUAUGUUCGAGCAUGGGUCACUUGCUCUCAGGUUUAUCGUAAGAGGGAUUUAUUGCUUUCUAUACUUAGCUCUGUCACUGAGAUUACUCCCCAAGUUUCUGCGAGGAAUGAUAAUAUGUUGGCCCAUGACUUAUAUCGUGCUUUGAAGGGUCGGAGAUACCUUAUUGUGAUCGAUGAUAUAUGGAGUAUUAAGGCGUGGGAUGAUUUUAAGAGUUGUUUUCCAGAUGGCAACAAUGGGAGUAGAGUUAUGCUGACCACCCGUCUCAAAGACAUUGCUUUGCAUGCACAAACUGAAGGGAAUCCGCUUUGUUUGCGUUUCUUAACUGAAGAGGAAAGUUUUGAUUUGUUUAAAAGAAAAGCAUUCAUACAUGGAAAUAUUUCUAGAGAUCUGAGUUCAAUUGGACUAAAUAUUAUGAAAAAAUGCCGUGGUUUGCCUCUUGCGAUAGUUGUAAUUGCAGGAGUACUCAAAUACGAUAUGGAGAUCGAUUGGUGGACACAUGUUGAGGAAACUGUAAGUUCGUACAUCGUAACUGAUGUAAAUCAAUACAUGGAUACACUAGCAUUGAGUUAUAACCACCUGCCUCAGCAUCUAAGAUCUUGCUUUCUCUCUUUUGGAGCAUUUCGCGAAGAUCAUGAUAUCCCAGUAUAUAAGUUAAGUUGGUUAUGGAUUGCAAAAGGAUUUAUACUCGAGGAUGGAACAAAAAAGAGCUUAGAGGAUGUUGCAGAGGGUUAUCUGAUGGACCUUAUAAGAAGAAGUCUAGUCGUUGUAGGCAGGAAAGGGUUGAAUGGUGCAAUUAAAACAUGUCGUAUUCAUGAUCUCUUGCGUGAUUUGUGCUUGAGAAAAGCAGAAGAAGAAAACUUUCCACUAGAUAUAUACAAGUACGAUAAACAUUCCUAUUCAUGUCCGCAUUCUAUUACAAGUCUUACGACGUCCCAACUAUAUUUGAGCUCUACUGAUGUGCUUAAUAUUCCAUCAAACUGUCCCUGCUAUUCUCCGGAAAUCUCCCAGUCAUUUUUUCUGGAUGUAUCUAUUCACUGGGAUACCUCUAAACUUAUUAGGGAUUUGAAUAUAUCAUCAAUAGAAUUGUUCGUAUUUCCAUGUGAAGUAUUGCAACUAGUCCAGUUGAGGUACUUAGACCUUCGGUUCACAGCCGGUAAUCCUCCAGAAUCUAUAUCUGUCCUUCGAGAACUCCAAACACUUAUCAUGUCAUCAAGUAUGAACAUGGUUGUCCCGAAGAAUUUGUGGAAGAUGAUAAAUAUGAGGCAUCUUUGCAUCAAUUCAGGGGAAAAUCUUUUGAAAUUUUCAAGUGCAGAAGAACCAAGCUUAUUGAGAAACAUGCGGACCAUGUCACAAGUGAGCCCUAUUAUGCCAUGUCAACAUAUCUUCGCCAAAACUCCUAAUUUGCGGAAGCUAGGUCUUUGUGGACCAUUGACAAUGAACGCGGAGUUGAAGUGUCCUGAUCUAGGCCCUUUGACGCUUCUUGAAUCAUUGAAAUUGGUGAAUACAAUUCCUUCAUGCAAAGCCGGAAGAGUAAGCAACUCCAUUAUAUUCCCUGCAAGUCUCAAAAACCUUGCUCUGUCAGAUACUUGUUUAGAUUGGAAGGAAGAUUGGGUCUUCCAAAUGAUGCCUAACCUUGAGGUUCUUAAGUUGAAAUGUAAUGCCUUUUUUGGUAAUGACUGGGAAACAAGUGCAGAAGCAUUCCCUCGUCUUAAAUUUCUAAAACUUGAUGAACUGGAUAUUGUGACUUGGACAGCUUCCCGUGAUCACUUUCCUGUGCUUCAGCACUUGCAAGUGUACCGCUGCCCAUAUCUGAUGGAGAUUCCGGAAGACUUUGGUAAUAUAUACACACUUGAGUGGAUUGAGGUGAGUGGUUGUAGUGAUGCUGCGACAGAGUCUGCAAGGGAUAUCAAGAGAGAGCAGGAGCGCAAUGGCAACGAUUGGCUUAAGAUCCUUUUUAGCCAUCUACCAAGUAAACCGAGGAGGAGACCGCCUGGCAUUUGAAAUGAUACCUAACCUUCAAGUUCACAAAUUGAAACUUCAUGCCUUUGUUGGUGAAAAUUGGGAAACAAGUCCAGAAGCAUUGCCUUGUCUCAAAUUACUAAAACUUUCCGGAAGACUUUGGUAAUAUUUGCACGGUUGAGUGGAUAUGGUUAAGCGGGUGUAGUGAUGCUGCUACAAAUUCUGCUAGGGAUAUCCAGAAAGAGCAAGAGGGCAAUGGUAAAGAUUGUCUUAAGAUCCUUCUCAACCCUGGACUAGCUCCCUGCUAAACAAAAUCACAAAAUGGCAAGUCAGAUUACUGAUUAUAUUCAAUUAUUCAGGGAAUUUUAAAUUUUCUUCA
Daucus carota subsp. sativus is the source of this 3355-nucleotide messenger RNA. RefSeq names its product putative late blight resistance protein homolog R1B-16. Gene Ontology annotation, molecular function: ADP binding. The coding region runs from base 364 to 3018 and encodes 884 amino acids. The transcript has 2 exons. Gene Ontology annotation, biological process: defense response to other organism. The record is from RefSeq and is a predicted model, not a curated record. NCBI's taxonomy places the organism in Eukaryota, Viridiplantae, Streptophyta, Magnoliopsida, Apiales, Apiaceae.